Molecule: messenger RNA, 1332 nt
Organism: Sodiomyces alkalinus F11
Lineage: Eukaryota; Fungi; Ascomycota; Sordariomycetes; Glomerellales; Plectosphaerellaceae
Exons: 2
Coding region: 1-1332 (443 amino acids)
Biological process (GO): protein sumoylation
Cellular component (GO): cytoplasm; SUMO activating enzyme complex
Molecular function (GO): SUMO activating enzyme activity
Source: RefSeq, a predicted model, not a curated record
AUGGACCAGGUCCUACCGGAAGCCCUUCAAGAAGUCGCGCCAGGCGCCGUUCCCGAAGUCCUUCCGGGCAUGCUUCCUACCGGCGAGGCCUUCAUGUCCCAACAGUCUCUUCCAUCUGCUCAAAAUCCUACGCCAGCAAGCAAUGAUGCUGUGCCAGUCAUUACGUCUGCCGCCGCCGCCGCCCCUGCCGUGGUCAAUGACGGCAUCAGUGCAGAUGAAAUUGCUCUGUAUGACCGCCAGAUUCGCCUCUGGGGCAUGCAGGCCCAGGAGAAAAUUAGAAGGGCCAACGUCCUCCUCAUCACCAUGAAGGCCCUGGGAAACGAAGUCGCCAAGAACCUCGUCCUCGCCGGCAUCGGCUCACUGACCAUCCUCGACGGCGACGUCGUCACCGAAUUCAAUCUGGGAUCCCAGUUCUUCCUCUCCGCCGAGGAGAACCACGUCGGCCAGAACCGCGCCGUCGCCGCCGCCCCCGCCGUCCAGAGGCUGAACCCGCGCGUGGCCGUCCACGCCGACCCGGACCGCGUCGAAGCCAAGGGCACCAGCUACUUCUCCUCCUUCGACCUCGUCAUCGCCACCGACCUCGACCCGGCCCCGCUCAACAUCAUCAACACCGCCACCCGGCUCCACCAGGAACCCUUCUACGCCGCCGGCACCCACGGCUUCUACGGCUUCAUCUUCGCCGACCUCAUCGAGCACGACUACGUCAUCGAGCGCGAGCUCAGCAACAUCGCCACCAAGAUCGGGCCCGAGUCGCGCACCCGCGCCGUCGUCGACGUCCAGACCAAGACCGAGCGCGCCGGCAAGACCGUCGAGUCCGUCACCAAGCGCGAGCUCUACUCCACCUGGUACCUCUCCUCCGAAGCCGCCCAGCUCCCGGACGACAUCGCCCGCAGCCCCCGCCGCCGCAAGGCCGUCCCGCCCGCCCUCUCCUGCCUCCGCGCCCUCUGGCAGUUCCAGUCCCUCCACGCCGGCCGCCUCCCCAGCCACACCAACGAGGACCUCGCCCUCUUCACCAAGCUCGCCACCGCCCAGCACGCCCAGCUCGGCCUCCCCUCCGAGACCCUCCGCUCCGAGUUCCUCCGCAGCUUCCUCCAGAACCUCGGCAGCGAGAUCGCCCCCGUCACCGCCCUCAUCGGCGGCCAGCUGGCCCAGGACGUCAUCAACGUCCUCGGCCAGACCCAACAGCCCAUCCAAAAUACGGUCAUAUUCGACGGCAACACCAUGGAGGCCGCCGUUUUCCCCUUGCAUCCCCCCGGUCCCCUGGGUAAGGAACUCUUUUCCGUCGCCAUGGGUAACGGCGCCAUGGUGGAUUCCGACGCCACUCCAAUCUGA